AGUAUCCGUUCUUUGUCUCUGUGUUGCGUGAGCGGUAGUCGUAUAUAAAAACAUCAUCAACGGAAUGAUUCCGUGGCCCGCGCGUUCUCGACCCCGGUGGACGCGGUGGGCGGCGGCUCAUGUUCCUCAGCGUGGCCUCUACCUGGGCAGCACGUGGACCCCAUCUCGCGGCUUUGGCAUCUUUUGCAGCACGGCGCCGUCCCGUGCCGCCUCCUUUGCCACCCACCACCGUCGCGGCGUGGGUGCGGGUGCGCAGGAGGCAGGCGACGCCGUCGCGAGGAUCCGCAACAUCGGCAUCGUGGCCCACAUCGACGCGGGCAAGACCACCACGACGGAGCGCAUGCUCUUCUACUCUGGCGUGACGAAGCGCGUCGGCGACGUGGACAGCGGGACGACGACGACGGACUUCAUGAAAGAGGAGGCGGACCGCGGUAUCACCAUCCAAUCCGCUGCCGUCUCGUUGCAGUGGAAAAGCUGCGACAUUAACCUGAUCGACACGCCGGGCCACGUGGACUUUACGGUGGAGGUGGAGCGAGCGAUGCGCGUCGUGGACGGUGUCGUCGCCCUCUUUGACGCCUCCGCGGGUGUGCAGGCGCAGAGCUAUACCGUGCUGCAGCAAAGCCGCAAGUUUCAAGUCCCGCUGCUCGCGUUUGUGAACAAGAUGGACAAGUACAACGCCGACUUUCAGAUGUCUGUGGCGUCGAUUCGCGAUAAGCUGCAGGUGGAGCCGCUGCUGCUGCAGCUGCCCCUACACGGCGAGGAUGGCAGUUUUGCAGGCGUUGUGGACGUGCUUGCACAGACGGCGUGUCGGUUUGGUGGGCAGAACGGGUCAGAGGUUCAACGCACGAACCUCGACGAGGCGAGUGGCGCUGACGGUCAACGUGCCUCCUCUCCAUCCGGCGGCACUGGGGCGGUGGCGCAUGAACUGCCGCACGUGGUGCGGGCGAUGCGCAGCGCGCGGCACGAUGUGGUGGCGCAGCUGACAGCGGUGGACGACACCCUCUCCGAGCAGUUCAUCGAGCAACUGGACGCGACGGACGGCGAUGAGGCGGAGGCGGAGCGGCGGCUGUCGACGUGGGCGCUGCAGGCUGCGGUGCGUCGCUGCGUGGUCCACCCCCCGCACGGCCGUCCUCCGCUGCUCCCGGUUCUGUGCGGGGCCUCCCGCCGCGAUCAAGGCGUGCAACCGCUGUUGGACGCCAUCACCUGCUACCUUCCCUCCCCUGCGGACCGCCAUCCAACGGGAUUGACGCGGGACGGCAUCCCCGUCGCCCUCCCGCCGGCUUCCGCUGCGCGGACUGUGUCUACGGUAGCGCUGGCCUUCAAGGUAACGCACGCCGUUCACCCCCUCAAAGGCCAGCGCCUGCCGCUUGUGUUUCUGCGCGUAUACAGUGGCAUGAUCACGCCACGCGCGCAGUUGGCAAAUCACAGUCGUGGGCAGACGGAGGUGGUGGAGAAGCUGUACGUCAUGCACGCCAAUCAACCGGUCGAGGUGCCGUGCUUGGCGGCGGGCCAGAUCGGCGCGGCCUUUCUCACGCACACCUACACCGGCGACACCCUUUUCGCCCACCCGUCGCAGCACCUUUUACAGGCAAAGGCACGCGUGAAGAAGGGAGAGGUGAAGGAGGAGGUGUACACUCUGGAAGGCAUUGACGCUCCCCCGGCUGUCAUCUCGUUCUCGAUUGAGGCGGCUACACGAAAUCAGGUGGAGCUGCUGAAGGACGCGCUGGCGGAGCUGACUCGCGAGGAUCCGAGCCUGCGCGUCUCUGAAAACGAGCAGGGCACGAUGGUGGUCAGCGGAAUGGGUGAGCUGCACCUCGAGAUCAUCAUGUCUCGCCUCUCCAACGAAUAUCAGGUGAAGUGCCGGCUUUUACGUGCCAUUAUCGAGUACCGCGAGACGUUACGGACGACGCAGGCAGUGGAAAAGCACGUCGGCUUCUUCAACGAGCUGCCCUACGCGGAGUGUUCGCUGGAGAUGCGCCCGCUUCUGGAAGACGGCGAGCGGUGCGGGCCCAAUGACCACUGCCGCUUCCGCAUGGACAACGCGUUUGUGGCGUCGUAUCUCGCCGGCUACCAGCAGCAGCAGCAGCAGCAACAGCGCGGCGGGAUGUCGUCCGGUGGCCGUGCCAACGAUGUGCGCAACGCCAAGGAGGAGCUGCGCGUCAUCUCCACGACAUUUCAAUCCGCUGUGGAUGCCUGCAUGCGUCUCGGCCCGCUGGCUGGGCUGCCGAUGCACGGCGUGGAGGUGGUGCUGACGAGCUUCCGCAAGACCGCCGGCUCGGUUCUACAGGGAAAGUCGCUGAGCCACGUUGCGCGCUCCGUGCUGCUGGAUAUGCUGCGUGCCACCCGCAAGGAUGACCUCGCCUUGCUGGAGCCGAUGAUGGAGGUGGAGGUGCAUCUGUCUGAGCCGACCUACAUUGGCAACGUGGUAAGCUCGCUGAACGAGCAUAAGGCGCUCACGGUGGAUGUGCAGGAGGACGGCCGCUCCGUCAAGGCCAUCGUGGCGAUGCGGAACACGCUGCACUACACGAUGGAGCUGCGCAAGGCGGUGAAAGGGCACGCCAACCUGUUCAUGAAGCUGCACCACUACCAGGUGUUGGAGGAGAAGACCGUAAUUUCCCGCAUUUUGAAGAACCUUGGCAUCACGGAGUGA
Leptomonas pyrrhocoris is the source of this 2650-nucleotide messenger RNA. RefSeq names its product putative mitochondrial Mitochondrial elongation factor G. The transcript has a single exon. The record is from RefSeq and is a predicted model, not a curated record. Lineage: Eukaryota; Euglenozoa; Kinetoplastea; Trypanosomatida; Trypanosomatidae. Gene Ontology annotation, cellular component: mitochondrion. Gene Ontology annotation, biological process: mitochondrial translation; ribosome disassembly. Gene Ontology annotation, molecular function: GTPase activity; GTP binding. The coding region runs from base 65 to 2650 and encodes 861 amino acids.